Scophthalmus maximus (turbot) is the source of this 1665-nucleotide messenger RNA. RefSeq names its product developing brain homeobox 1a (gene dbx1a). The transcript is spliced from 4 exons. The record is from RefSeq and is a predicted model, not a curated record. Gene Ontology annotation, biological process: regulation of transcription by RNA polymerase II; cell differentiation in spinal cord. The coding region runs from base 238 to 1194 and encodes 318 amino acids. Gene Ontology annotation, molecular function: DNA binding; DNA-binding transcription factor activity, RNA polymerase II-specific. Lineage: Eukaryota; Metazoa; Chordata; Actinopteri; Pleuronectiformes; Scophthalmidae.
CCAUGUGGAGAACUUUGUUGUGGCCCAUUGUGGAGGCUGUCAUUGCGCAGAGGAGGGGCCGGGCCGGGCCGAGGGGUGGCCGCUAUAAAACUCCUCUCCACUCGCCGAGGAGACCAGAGGAGUUCGCAGCCAAGUCACCCGAGUGAUUCUCUCGCCAAGACGACUGGAGGAGGAGUAUUCGGUUUUUUUUUUGAAAAGGUUUCACCGACGCGCGCACACUUCUCUCCUCCUGGGACCAUGAUGAUCCCGAGCGUCCUCGCGCCUCCCGCCUUCUACCCGGGCCUGUACCGACCCGCCGCGGCGCUGCCGCUGCACCACCAGACCGUGCCGUCCGCCUUCCCGACGCACUCCAGCUUCCUCGUGGAGGACCUGCUGCGCAUCAGCCGCCCCGCCGCCUUCCUGAGCCGGACGGUGGCCCCGGCGAGCGCCUCGCUGCCCACCGCCACCACCACCGUGUCCUUCAGCUGCGCGUCCGCGGCGGCGGCGGCGGUGACGCGCGACUCGUGCUCGCCAAUGAAAACGUCGCUGCCGAGCAGCAAGGACCCCACUUUCCUCAAGUUCGGCGUGAGCGCCAUCCUCGCCCCUUCGCCAAAGACCGCCUCCUCUCCCCCUACAGUCCACAGCCUGCACUCCAAGAGCUUCCCCUUCCCCUGCUUCGACGGGACCUUCCACCCCAUCUUCAGGACGCCUUAUCUACCAGCCUCUUCAUCCGUUGUUCCCAUCCCCGGCACCUUUUCGUGGCCGCUGGCCGCCAGAGGGAAGCCCCGCAGAGGGAUGCUGAGGAGGGCGGUGUUCUCCGACGUGCAGCGCAAGGCCCUGGAGAAGAUGUUCCAGAAACAGAAGUACAUCAGCAAGCCCGACCGGAAGAAGCUGGCCUCCAAACUGGGCCUGAAAGACUCACAGGUGAAGAUCUGGUUCCAGAACCGGCGGAUGAAGUGGAGGAACUCCAAGGAGCGAGAGCUGCUGUCGUCCGGCGGCUGCCGCGAGCAGACGCUGCCCACCAAAGCGAACCCCCACCCGGACCUGAGCGACGUGGGCAAGAAGUCCUCCGCCGAGGAAGAGGAGGAGGAGGAGGAGGAGCAGUACGCGAGGGAGAGAGCGAGGUCGGCGGCGUCCAGCAUCUCCUCCCCGUCCCUGUCCAGUAAGCACUCAGACUUCUCAGAGUCAGACGAAGAAGAAAUAACAGUAUCUUAAUUUAUUUUUUAAUAUUAUUUUAUUUUUCUUGUUUCAAAACAAAUAUAGAGAGAGAAUAUAACCCAUGUUUUUUUUUUUAUAUAUGAGACUGUGACCCCAUAAAUGUCAUUGUUCCAAACAAAACGUUUCACUUGAGCUUGUUGCUUCUCAGGAUCUUUGCUUCUGAGAUACGAUUUUUGCUGUUUUUGCACAGCUUUGUUCCAAUUGUACAGUAUUUUGUACAAGUUUGUAUGGACAUUUUAAUGCCAAGAAUUAUUGGAGUUACUUUUUUUUUUCUUUCUUUUUUUUUGCCCUGAGCUUGAAUAGAGUUGUUUAUUGAAGAAGAAGAAGAAGAAAUGUAGCUCAUUUCGUUAAUAAUUUAUAUGAAUCUGUUUAAUAAGUAUGUUUGUAUGUAUGUACGUGCUUGUAUAUAUGUUUAUUUCACGUCUUUCUUUUUGUACAAAUCACCAAAUAAAAUUGUAAACAGUUUCA